This is a messenger RNA of Rotaria sordida, 769 nucleotides long. The record is from the annotation of a GenBank genome assembly. NCBI's taxonomy places the organism in Eukaryota, Metazoa, Rotifera, Eurotatoria, Philodinida, Philodinidae.
CAGACCCAAAUUCAUUUCGAAUACUAAUACCUUACAAUUAAACACAAUUUACAGUGGCAACAGCUAGUGAUUAUUAACUACAAACACAAGCAAAAAUAUCGACAUAUUCAUUGCUUUCGGCCUUCAUUGAAGUAAUACAUCUCAUAAUACUAAAUCUCCAACACCACCACCAAACUCUGCAGCUUUGGCUAAUAAAAUGACAGCACCUAGUCCAUAUACGCCCUAUCUACCGCCAGCACAGCCAAUUGAUUUAAGUACCUUUAAAGGUUUUAAAUUCGUUACACUUGAUGAUUUAGUGGUAGAAACACGUGAUAUUGAUGACGAUGUUAGUGGUACAUUUGAAUGGCAGAUGUGUGCAGGUCAAGAAGAUCUAUGUAUAAAAUUUAUUCGCGAGAAAUGUGUUAAUAAACGAACAUUCUUGAUUACCUCUGGUGGGCGCGGAAAAAAUGUUGUACCUCAGAUUCAUGAUUUACCACAACUUUAUGCAAUUUAUGUUUAUUGUCAAGAUGUUGUAGGUCAUCAACAAUGGGCAUCUAAAUUUUCAAAAGUACGUAUUGUUUGUAAUGAUGAUAGAGUGUUACAUCCGCAACUUGCUGCUGAUGUGGCACAAGCCAAUAUUGAUUGGGGAAAUGCACUUCUCAAUGCAGGUAAACGUGAUGAAGCUAAAACGAAAUUCCAAAAAGCAUUGGACAAUUUAACUAAACAUGUUAAAUUUUCUGAUCAAGGUUUCAUGAAUCAAAUGCAAAAAAAAUUAGCUGAAUGCAAUUAA